AUGUUGUCGAAGACACUUACACUUUUGGGGUUGACGGCGGCAGUAUGCGCUAGGGGAGUAGCGAUCUCAGGCGGCGACUUUGGUUGCGAGAUUGAUGGAAGCUGUCCACUGGGUAAAGUCCAGCUGCCCCUCAGCUCACUGGGGGGCGGCGAUGGCGAAGGGCAGAUGAACCACUUUGCCCAGAACGACAAGCUCAACAUGUUCCGCCUGCCCGUCGGAUGGCAGUUCCUCGUCAAUAACCAAGCAGGCGGUCAACUCAGCGCCGCCAACUUUGGCAAAUACGACCAAGUAAUGCAAAAGUGCCUCGCGACCGGCGCGCACUGCAUGCUCGACAUACACAAUUUCGCCCGCUGGAACGGCGGCAUCAUCGGCCAAGGCGGCCCGACAGACGACCAGUUCGUCUCCCUAUGGACGCAGCUCGCGACAAGGUACAAGGACAACGCCAACGUCGUCUUUGAGCUCAUGAACGAGCCGCACGACCUCGACGUCAAGCUCUGGGCGGCGACGUGCCAGAAAGUAGUGACGGCGAUCCGCGGGGCUGGCGCGACGUCGCAUAUGAUUCUGCUGCCGGGGACGAACUUCAACUCGGCCGAGUUCCUCGUGAGCAGUGGCAGCGCGGAGGCGUUGAGCGCGAUUACGAACCCCGAUGGGACGACGGACAAUUUGAUUCUUGAUGUGCACAAGUAUCUUGAUGAGGAUAACAGCGGCACGCAUAAGCCCUGCACGACGGACAAUAUCGAGAGUUUCAGGAUAGUCGCUGAGUUCUUGAGGACGAAGGGGCGUAAGGGACUGGUCAGCGAGACGGGCGCCUCGAGCGAUGCUACAUGCUUCACAAGCUUCUGCGCCCAGAAUACCUUCAUCAACCAAAACUCAGACGUCUUCAUCGGCCUCGUAGGCUGGGCGGCCGGCAGCUUCAGCACCGACUACGUCCUCAGCCUGACGCCCAAGAAGUCGGGCAACACCUACACCGACAACAACCUCAUGAAGCAGUGCGUCCUCGACACGUGGGCCAACACGGAGCAGAACGUCUCGACGCCCGCGACGCCUCUGGCUUCAUCAUCGGCGUUCGCAGCAUCGCAGCCCGCCGCGUCCUCGGUG
Messenger RNA from Colletotrichum godetiae, 1098 nucleotides. Its product is annotated as cellulase. NCBI's taxonomy places the organism in Eukaryota, Fungi, Ascomycota, Sordariomycetes, Glomerellales, Glomerellaceae. Gene Ontology annotation, biological process: glucan catabolic process. The transcript is spliced from 5 exons. Gene Ontology annotation, molecular function: hydrolase activity, hydrolyzing O-glycosyl compounds. The annotation marks the transcript as partial. The record is from RefSeq and is a predicted model, not a curated record.